AUCUGAUUAUGAAGGAAUUUCUGUUUAGAGUGAUACAUUCUUCUUAGAAGGUACAAUAUUAAUGUUAUUAAACUCUCAGGGAUAACAGAUGUGGAGAACUUUCUGCAAUCACAGAGUUUGAAUGCAACCCGUACAAUGUCCUGUGGUUAAGACAGAAUUUCAACAGUGUUAUGUCACUCUCUGAAGUAGAGAUGACAUGUUGAUAAAAGGUGUAAGGUUUCAGCAUGGCAGCGAGGAGAUGAGGAGGAGGCUGUGAAUGUAAGCUUUUUUAAGGCUUAUAUGGAAGUACUAGUAGUUCUGCAAUCACCUGUGUUUGCUUUGUCUCUUCCAACAUCUGUGUCUAAGGUUUUAUACACUGAAGAUAUAUGCUGAAAUGAUAUUUUUUUUCCAUUCACACUAAUUUUGUGUAUCUAAUCUAGCAGACUUGGAAGUGAGCUAACUGAUCACCCAUAGAAAGCAGGUUUUCUGUAGCAGGAUGAUGGAAAAUGAUGCACAACCUUUCAAGGGAAACUCAUGCUGCAGACUGAGAUGGAAUGAAGGCUGCUAGAGCCGGGGGAGUCCCUUUGCAAAUGCAGGGGCUGAAAGGCUUCAAGCAUUACUCAUGGGAGGUGCAGAAGCAAGGGUAAAAACAGCAAGGAGAAGUGAAACAGAGAAAUCAGAACAGCAAUACAAAUGCUGUCAAAGACUUGAGAACUAAUGUGUUUGUGCUGUUUCCAGGGACACUCAAGUGCAAGUGCAUUCUCUGUCACUGUGCUGGGCUCUCAACAUCAGACGUGCCAGGUGACACAGGGCUGUGGUAUGAGAUUGGCAGUGUGUGGCCAGGGUGUGAGCCAGGAGACAAACAGGAAGCCUGGAGACCAUCACAUUGUUUGACAUGAAGGAACUCCCUGACUGGGCAGAUAUGGCUUGCAUGAGCCUGAUAAGCAAGAGCCUGUGCAUGGGUUUUGAAAGGAAGCUGACCAUCACCACCUGUGAUCUGGGUAUUUUCUUGCAUACACCUCCACUAGCCUGUAAAGCAGCUCUCCUGCUCACUGCUAUGACCAGUCCACUGGAAGAUGCAAUGGACACCUUGAUCAGGAUUUUCUAUCACUACUCUGGCAAAGAAGGAGACAGAUACAAGCUCAGCAAAGGAGAACUCAAGGAGCUUCUCACCAGUGAGCUCACUGACUUCCUUUCAGGCCACAAGGACCCCCUCCUGAUUGAUAAAAUUAUGAAUGACCUGGACUCCAAUAAGGACAAUGAAGUGGAUUUUAAUGAAUUUGUCAUUCUGGUUGCUGCUUUGACUGUGGCAUGUAAUGAUUUCUUUGAAGAACAGCUAAAGAAAGAGAGAUUUUAAAAAUCCUCCAUGUAAUCAAUCUCCUGGCCACAAAUGUAAGCAAAGCAUGCCUAGUUAGGUUGCCCUCAUUAGUGUUUAGCAAAUGCAAACCAUCAUUCCUCCAACUGUUACUGCUCUAAGACAUUUAUGGAGCUAAUCAGCAGCUGGUGUAAGCUGGACCAUAGCCAGCUUACACUACUUGAGAUGUGGCUCUUAAUAUUUCCAGUCUUUGCACUCCAUGCAUUUGUAACAUGCCUCCAUCAUUGCCCAGGUCAAGGGCUUGGGGUGACAGAUCAUUUGGCACAAGUUGAGACUUCUAUUUCUUCAAUGUCAGUGGAAAGUAAAAGGCAUGGGAAUGUUACUUAUAUACUUUCUGAAUGGAAAAAAAUUGGAAUGAGACAUAACACUUGCAAUUUAAUUUUCAGUAAUUUUAUAAUAAUCUUAUUUUGCAGCUCAAAACCAGCAGAAUCUUUUUAGCUCAGCUCUGCUUAUUCUAAAACCCUUUUUAGCUGCUGCUCUCCACACUCAUAUUUCAGAUGUGGUCACAGCUGUCUCUUGCUGCUGAAGCAUACAAUACUGCUUGUCAUUGUUAUGGGUUCAUUUCCUCCAUGUCUCCAGCUUCAAUUUUGUUCUGCUGGCAUUGCUGCUUCCCAGUAGUCAACCUCUUCACUUGGCACAAAUGAAUUUAUUCGUAUCAUAAAUUAUUCAAAUGCAUAGAAGAUUUAGUCAGCAAAUUGUUUGGAGGGCUGAUGGAAGGACUGGGUCUUUGGGGGAAAUGUGUAAAUGCCUUCUGCCUUCACUACUCUGGCACGGUUAAAAGGAAGCCUUUUAGGACUAUUUGUGGAGGAUUUAAUGAUGAAAUUCCAGGGUACGACUUUGUAACAUGAGUCAUCUAAGGGAAAAACUAUUAUUUCAUCUUACACUGAUCCCCACCCUGUAUGGAAGCAGGGUUUCCCUGGACCCCAUGGCCAGGCAAAGAGAGAUGAGGCCAACUCCUUCCAGUGUUAGCUUGCUCUUGGGUUAAGAGUAUUUACACACUCCUGUUUGCUUCUGAGGCCCUGCAAGUCAUCAGUGGCAGGAUAUUGUGGCUUUUUUCUCUUGCAUGGAGGGCUCUGUUAUUUCCUUGCUAUUUUGUUGGUAACUUCAAACUAUAAUAAAGGGCACCUGAAUUAAAUGAA
Molecule: messenger RNA, 2493 nt
Organism: Cyanistes caeruleus (blue tit)
Lineage: Eukaryota; Metazoa; Chordata; Aves; Passeriformes; Paridae
Gene: S100Z
Product: S100 calcium binding protein Z
Molecular function (GO): calcium-dependent protein binding; calcium ion binding
Source: RefSeq, a predicted model, not a curated record